Messenger RNA from Anoplopoma fimbria (sablefish), 1644 nucleotides. It is a transcript of the gene gfra2b, whose product is annotated as GDNF family receptor alpha 2b. Gene Ontology annotation, cellular component: external side of plasma membrane; signaling receptor complex. Gene Ontology annotation, biological process: nervous system development. Gene Ontology annotation, molecular function: signaling receptor activity. The record is from RefSeq and is a predicted model, not a curated record. The transcript is spliced from 10 exons. NCBI's taxonomy places the organism in Eukaryota, Metazoa, Chordata, Actinopteri, Perciformes, Anoplopomatidae. Bases 1 to 1491 code for a protein of 496 amino acids.
AUGUUCUGGAUUGUUUCCUCUCUUAUUGAUGAAAGGCUUCCAUCAGAACCAGGAAUCAAACCGGCGGUGACCCUGAACGUCAGACCAGAACCUGGAGAUGUGUGUGCGUGCGAUUCUGAGCUGGGUUCCCCCGGAUGGAGGGAACCUCUGGACUGUGUCCGAGCCUCUGAACUGUGCAACCAGAACAGCCAGUGCAGCUCCCGGUACCGGAUCAUGCGGCAGUGCCUCUCCGGGGGGGACAAGGAGCGCAGCGCCAUGCUGGCCUCCAAGGAGUGCCAGGGGGCGCUGGAGGUGCUGCAGGACUCACCGCUGUACGACUGCCGCUGCAAGAGAGGCAUGAAGAAGGAGCUGCAGUGUCUGCAGAACUACUGGAGCAUCCACAUGGGCCUGAGUGAGGGAGAAGAGUUUUACGAGACGUCUCCAUACGAACCGAUUCAUUUCUCUGAGGAAUUCCGACACGCCUCCAUCAUCUCAGGUAUGUAUUCCUCUUUGUCGAGGAGGAGCCCCUGCUCUGAGGCGGGGAAACCCUGUAACCCGUGUCUGGACGCAGCGAAGGCCUGUAACCUGAACGAGACGUGUAAACGCCUACAAUCCGCCUACAACUCCAUCUGCAGCAAGGCCACGCCCCCCCAGCCCUCCGUGGCCAAUCAGGAGCCGUGCAGCCGGAAAAGAUGUCAGAAGGCCCUGCGUCAGUUCUUCGAGCGGGUCUCCUGGGAGCUCAGCUACCCGUUGCUCUUCUGCUCGUGUCCGGAUCAGGCGUGUGCCGAGCGCCGCCGCCGCACCAUCGUCCCGUCCUGCUCCCACCAGGAGAGACACAAGCCCACCUGUCUGGAGCUCCGGCACACCUGUCGCUCCGACGCUCUCUGCAGGUCUCGUCUCGCUGACUUCCACAUGAACUGUCAGAUGACGUCUCACAGUGUCACCGGCUGUCCUCACGAUAACUACCACGGCUGCCUGAUGUCCUACGUCGGCCUCAUUGGCUCUGACGUGACGCCUAACUACAGUGACAGCAGUCCGUCCAACAUCACCAUGAGCCUGUGGUGCACCUGCAGGGGAUCGGCCAAUCAGGAGCCUCGGUGUGACGCCUUCCAGCGGGACUUCACUCACAACACCUGCCUCAAAAACGCCAUCCAGUCGUUUGGUUAUGGAGCAGAAGGAGGAACUUUUAUGGUGACCGAGCCGUCCUCCACCUUCCCCCCCGCCCGGCCGCCAAUCAUCUCUAACCCCGCCCCCUCUCUCCACGGCAAUGCCAUCAAACCCCUGGACAGCGCCUGUAUGUUCUCCACCUGUGCUAACCUGCAGGACGGAGGCCCAAAGUGCGUUCCCUCUGAUGACUUUGAGUGUGAGGAGGCUCUGUUGGCUCAGGGCUCAAUCGACUCUCAGGACUCUGCAGGACCAAAGAGCAGCAGCCAGAGACCAGCUCCUCUCCUCCUCCUCCUCCUCCUCCUCUGUGUGUGUGUGUCCGUCCUGUUUCUACGCCUCGUCUCAUAAACAUGAACUCACACAUGCACACUGUACACACACACACAAACACUCACAAACACACACACACUCAUAAUGGCAAAACCCAGAGAGUGUCACGUGACUCGGUGCCCUCCACUACGAGAAAAUGUCAACCAGCAGACGUCCAAACUACAACAACAG